AUGUGUCAUCCCUGCGUUACCAUCGGUAUAUUUCACAAGUCCCUGCGCCACAUACUUGCCGCGGCAACGAAUCACCUUACCAUCAAAAUUCUCACCGAAGAGCCGGGCGGCGGCAGCGCCGGCUAUAUUUUCCCCUUGAACUUCAAAGCGACAGUUUCCUUUCCUUGCGAGCACUCCGCUGAUAGCAUUAUAAUGUCGCUGGCAAAAGUGGCAAACAGUUCGGAGUACAUCGCGCGUCUCCACAGGCGCUUUCUGCCCGUCUACGUUCUCUACAAAUUGACUGGGAUGCUGCCGAUGCAGAUCUCCGGGCGGCUGCUGGUCCGCCGCUCCGACAUCUACUACACCAUCUUCUACUUCGUCGUCUACGCGUGCCUCUGCGUCUAUUCGCGCGCGACCUUUCCGGAGCAGCCGACCAACGUGUCCGAGCCGCGCAACCUCGUCAUCCUGUGGGUGACGACCAUCGUUGCCUGCCAAAUGCUGAUAAUCGUCUUCUCCUUCCGCUACCGCGGGGCGCUCGUCACCGGCCUGAACAAUAUCGCCCGGCUGGACAUCGACAUGCAGGAGCUGCGCAUUGGCUCCGACGAGCUGUACACACCCAACAUGUGGAUGAUCGUCUUCCUGCUGGGUUCGGUGGUGGCGCGCUCCGCCAUCGUGCCCCUAAUCGUCGACUUAAACUAUCCGCAAAAAUGCACCACGUUCAUUGCGACGCUGGCGAAAACCAUGUGCAAAUAUCAAUUCGCGAUGCUCAUCACGUUCGUCACCAUGCGCUUCCAAAAGAUAAACGGGGCCUUGACGGAAUUAAUGCAUCCGGGCCGCGGGGACGAUGUCAAGGAGGAGGCGACACGUCGCGCACGAUUGCAGCGACUAACACGGGUGCACUUUAAAUUGUGCAACGUGUGUAAGAAUAUUCACGACGCCCUGUCGUUCACGCUUUUGUUGUCCAUGAUCCAAACAGCCGUGGACAUUUUCCAGCACACGUUCUACUUGUACUUGGCGCUGACGAAGAGUUGCGAGGGAUGCGGGUUCCUGCAUUAUUUGUGUCCGCUUUUAUGGCUGCUGGAUGAGGGUGUGGAGACCAUCAACUUGGUCAGGGCCUGCGAGAAUGUGACCGCUGAGGUGGAUAGAAUCGGGCCGCUUUUACACAAGUUGCGUCGGUUCGUGAGUGACGCAUGCGCUAAGGAUAUUUAUUCCUAUUCGAUUGAAUGUCUUCAUCAACGCGUCAAAUUCGACAUGGCUGGAUUUGUCGUCCUGGACUACAACCUGCUCUACGUGUUCUUUCAAGUUUUCUCGACGUAUUUUAUUAUCAGCAUUCAAUUCUUCGAGACACAUCUCAGUGACAAGCGCGGCAAUGCAACUCAGACCGUGCUCGGCAAUUUAUCGUAA
This is a messenger RNA of Dalotia coriaria, 1383 nucleotides long. RefSeq lists its product as uncharacterized. The transcript is spliced from 4 exons. Gene Ontology annotation, biological process: sensory perception of taste; chemosensory behavior; male courtship behavior. The coding region runs from base 1 to 1383 and encodes 460 amino acids. The record is from RefSeq and is a predicted model, not a curated record. Gene Ontology annotation, cellular component: axon; neuronal cell body; dendrite. NCBI's taxonomy places the organism in Eukaryota, Metazoa, Arthropoda, Insecta, Coleoptera, Staphylinidae.